AACACCGGGCAGGAAGAAAAUCCCACGCCACGCGAAACCUGCACGAUCCGCCCUCGUUGAGCCCCCCACACGAGUGCAUCGAUACUUCCUGCAGGGACCCGGUCAGAUCAUCAGUCUCAGUCCCCCGCUUCACCCGCCGCAAUAACAAUGGAGGUCGUGAAGAAGAAGAUGGAGGAGGAGUAUACCAUCAAGCCCCAGGCUGUCACGCCUGCGCUUGACACGAGCUCGUGGCCCCUCCUCCUCAAGAACUAUGACAAGUUGCUCGUGCGAACGGGUCACUUUACGCCCAUCCCCAACGGCUGCUCGCCGCUGAAGCGCGACAUCAAGUCGUACAUUUCGUCUGGUGUCAUCAACCUUGACAAGCCCUCGAACCCCUCCAGCCACGAGGUCGUGGCCUGGGUCAAGCGCAUCCUCCGCUGCGAAAAGACUGGCCACAGCGGCACCCUCGACCCCAAGGUCACGGGAUGCUUGAUUGUGUGCAUCGACCGCGCGACCCGCCUUGUCAAGUCCCAGCAGGGCGCCGGAAAGGAGUACGUCUGCGUCAUCCGCAUGCACGACAAGGUGCCGGGCGGCCAGGCCGCCUUUGCCCGCGCCCUCGAGACGCUCACCGGCGCCCUGUUCCAGCGCCCGCCCUUGAUCUCCGCCGUCAAGCGCCAGCUCCGUAUCCGAACCAUCCACGAGAGCAAGCUCAUCGAGUUCGACAACGACCGCCACCUGGGCGUCUUCUGGGUCAGCUGCGAGGCCGGUACCUACAUCCGAACGCUGUGCGUGCACCUGGGUCUGCUGCUGGGUGUGGGUGCCCACAUGCAGGAGCUGCGCCGUGUGCGAAGCGGUGCCAUGGACGAGACGAAGCAGUUGGUUACGCUGCACGACGUGUUGGACGCGCAGUGGACCAUGGACAACACCCGUGACGAGUCGUACCUGCGCAAGGUCAUCUCUCCGCUCGAGACGCUCCUUACAUCGUACAAGCGCAUUGUCGUCAAGGACAGUGCCGUCAAUGCCGUGUGCUACGGUGCCAAGCUCAUGCUUCCGGGUCUCCUACGAUAUGAGUCUGGCAUUGAGCACCACGAGGAGGUCGUCCUGAUGACCACCAAGGGUGAGGCUAUUGCGCUGGGCAUUGCGCAGAUGUCUACCGUCGAGAUGUCGACGUGCGACCACGGCGUCGUCGCCAAGGUCAAGCGCUGCAUCAUGGAGCGCGACCUGUACCCACGCCGCUGGGGUCUCGGCCCGGUGGCGGCAGAGAAGAAGAAGCUCAAGGCCGACGGCAAGCUGGACAAGUUUGGCCGGCCCAACGACUCUACCCCGGCCAAGUGGACCGCUGGCUACCAGGACUACAGCAUGACAGACGCGUCGGCGGCUGCGGCGGCGGCGGCGACGACGCCACAGAAGGCUGUGGAGGAGACCAAGAUGGAGAUUGUGCAGGCGGAGACGCCGGCGACGGAGGAUGGCGACAAGAAGAAGCGCAAGAAGCACGACGGCGAGACGCCCGAUGAGAAGGCGGAGCGGAAACGACGGAAGGCGGAGAAGAAGGCAGCCAAGGCGGCCAAGAAGUCGGGCAAGGGUGAGGCGGCCGACGACGACGAUAGCGACUAAAGGAGCGGCAGCGGCGGCACUGCAUGCAUGGGUUUGGCUGCUGGAUACGGGGCCCCUCUGUCGAUAUGGGGACGGACGGUGUUGCUGUAUCAUACGUUUCUGGCUCUGGCACCUGGCGUUUAUUGGUUUGCUCAUUAGGAGGAGUCGAAUGAAAAC
This is a messenger RNA of Purpureocillium takamizusanense, 1749 nucleotides long. RefSeq names its product centromere/microtubule-binding protein cbf5 (gene CBF5). The record is from RefSeq and is a predicted model, not a curated record. The transcript has 4 exons. Gene Ontology annotation, molecular function: pseudouridine synthase activity; RNA binding. Gene Ontology annotation, biological process: snRNA pseudouridine synthesis; rRNA pseudouridine synthesis; box H/ACA sno(s)RNA 3'-end processing. Gene Ontology annotation, cellular component: box H/ACA snoRNP complex. The coding region runs from base 148 to 1593 and encodes 481 amino acids. NCBI's taxonomy places the organism in Eukaryota, Fungi, Ascomycota, Sordariomycetes, Hypocreales, Ophiocordycipitaceae.